This is a messenger RNA of Branchiostoma belcheri (Belcher's lancelet), 1412 nucleotides long. Its product is annotated as glycine N-methyltransferase-like. The transcript has 6 exons. Bases 227 to 874 code for a protein of 215 amino acids. The record is from RefSeq and is a predicted model, not a curated record. Gene Ontology annotation, biological process: regulation of gluconeogenesis; one-carbon metabolic process; S-adenosylmethionine metabolic process. Lineage: Eukaryota; Metazoa; Chordata; Leptocardii; Amphioxiformes; Branchiostomatidae. Gene Ontology annotation, cellular component: cytosol. Gene Ontology annotation, molecular function: glycine N-methyltransferase activity; glycine binding; identical protein binding.
CAUUCUGAAAAAAUGUGACAGCCAUCUGUUAUGUUAACCCUUCCACAACUGUCACAGUGGUAAAUCUUAAUGAAUAAGCGAAGACGGUCCGAAAAAACUUUGCAAGCGGCCCUACACAAUGUUGCACCCUUCUCCAAAAUAUCUGCACACGGCUCUUGCAAUGAAACAAAUUGCCAUAUGUACAUAACGUCACAGGUUUUCUGUGAAGAAGUGAUUGGAUCUGACAAUGCAAGGACAGACAGACCCUGCCCCCUCCACUCGCACAGGCUGGCUGAGGACUGUCCUGGGACAGAGGAGCUGCAAACGGGUCCUGGACACAGCCUGUGGGGAUGGGGGAGACUCCCUAGCCCUAGUACAGCAGGGUCUGGAGGUGGUCAGCUGUGACAGCAGCGAUGCCAGCCUGAGGAAGGUCAUGACCUUGAGAUGGAAGAAAAGGACACAGCGUGGAUUUGACACAUGGGUCAUAGCGAAGGCCAGUCCAUCAACCCUGGAGCAUGACCUGGGACAGGACGGAGUGGUGAUUGGUGCAGGAUUUGACGCUGUUCUGUGUUUGAACGACGCCUUCGCUACGUUACGUGAGGAGGACAUGAGGUCAGCCAUCUCCAACAUGGCCGUCCUGCUGAAGAAGGGAGGGGUCAUGGUGAUUGACCAGUUGGAGGGAGACACACAGGAAACUGGUCAGCUUGCAAAUGAUACCAACAAGACAGUUAAACCACGGUCAUCGUCCUCGAGGCCGUUGACCCUGAAGGCUUUUGAGAAGCUUCUGAAGACCAGUUUUGUUGGAGGGUACACCCACACCCUGUACGCCCAGCACAGGUCAGCUGAACAGGAGGGACAGCCUGUCAAGUUCUACCAUGUCAUCGAUAAGAUUUAGUCAAAUGUCUGUAUGUCAGCCCAUCCCUAGAAUGUACUGUGACUGUGUGAAUCCUGUAAUGUAACUGUUAUGGAGGGUACACCCACACUCUGUACGCCCAGCACAAGUCUGCUGAACAGGAGGGACAGCCUUUCAAGUUCUACCAUGUCAUCGACAAGAUUUAGUACAAUGUCGGUAGGUCAGCCCAUCCCUAGAAUGUACUGUGACUGCGUGAAUCCUGUAAUGUAACUGUUAUGGAGGGUACACCCACACCCUGUACGCCCAGCACAGGUCAGCUGAACAGGAGGGUCAGCCUUUCAAGUUCUACCACGUCAUCGAUAAGAUUUAGUCAAAUGUCUGUAUGUCAGCCCAUCCCUAGAAUGUACUGUGACUGCGUGAAUCCUGUAAUGUAACUGUGUUGGAGGGUACACUCACACCCUGUACGCCCAGCACAAGUCAGCUGAACAGGAGGGACAGCCUUUCAAGUUCUACCAUGUCAUCGAUAAGAUUUAGUAUAAUGUCUGUAUGUCAGGCAUUGCUAGAAUGUACAUGACUGCAU